ACUAUUUUCCAUAAAAGUUCACACAACUAAAGUCAACGCGAGCAUAAGAGUAGUUUAAAUUAUAAUUUAUAAUGAUGUAUUAUCAUACUUAUAUAAAUCUGCGUCGGCUUUCUUUACCAAUACAGGGUGUAAACAAACCCCGGUUCCGUACAUGGUUCGCUUCGUAUGUGUACCACAUGACAUUAUAAAUACCUUACUUUCCUACAUGCGUGCACUUUCUUUUCUCACUUCAUCAAGAUAGGUCUAGUCUUAUUUAUGUUAACUUAUAUUAAGAAAAUGUUUUAUUUACGUUGUAUAUUGAUAUAUAUUUGCAUUCAACAUGCAAUAGCUGGUGAUCCGAGAAAAAGGGAAGUGGAAGCAUUACAUCAGCACUCAUAUGUACCUACCCAUCACACAGUAUCAGAAUAUUAUCACAGAGUUCCGAUUCCGGUACCUCAACCGAUACCGUUUACAGUUCCCCGGCCGGUCCCAUAUACGGUCCAUGUCGGCGUACCGGUGGACCAUCCAAGGCCGGUACCAGUGGCGGUACCACAUCCAGUUGCUCACAUAAUUCCCCGACCAAUCGCAGUACCGAUUGAUCGACCGUUCCCCUAUCCGGUUGCACAUCCAGUACCGGUAACCGUAACUCAAGGUGUGGGUAUUCCCGUGCCGCAGCCAUUUCCAGUCUCUGUCCCAGCGCCUGUACCGGUAAGAAUACCGCACCCUGUUCCGGUACCAGUUGGGGCGAUUGAAUCACAACCAAUAGUGGUAUCACAGCCUGCUGUGACAUCACAAGCUGCCGUAUCACAGGCCGUUAUUGAAUCUCAUGGACACAGUAUUGAACAUCAAUAUUAGUAAUAGAAAAUUAUGUAUACGUGGGAUAGCUUUAAUUGUGGUAAUAGAAUAAAAAAGAAAAGAAUAUUCGACAAAACAAACAAUAGCCAUAAAAUUGUAAUGCUAUUGUUGAAACGUUAUUCUUAUCUGAGAUCAAUAAAGUGGAUGACGUGAUAUUUUAUGCUUGUCAAAUUUAGUACCUAUUAGGUAUUUAUAGUUCAAGAGUGUUUAUUGUAUUUAUACAUAUCUAGUGUAAUUUGUUGACGUUGGAUAUGUAUUUUAAAAUUUUGUAUAUUAUAUAAUUAUAAAAUCGAAUUUGUUGAAUUGAUCCAUCAAUGUGUAUGUAAAGACUCAUGUCAAGUUUACAAAGACACUUCAACUUAGAAACUUAAGUGUUAUUAUUUUUAAUAUUAUUUUUUUUAACAAUUAAUUAAUUAAAAAAUACACAACGUUUAAAAAAUAUUGUAAUGUGUAAAAAAUAACUUAAUUGUAUAUAAAAUUUAUUAAGUCGUUAACAUCUAGAAUGAAAACAAGAGAUUGUAUGAUUGGGAAGAGAGAAAUGUACUCAUAUUAUUAUUUGUGUACUUAAAAGAUAAUUGAA
Galleria mellonella (greater wax moth) is the source of this 1414-nucleotide messenger RNA. RefSeq names its product keratinocyte proline-rich protein-like. The transcript has 2 exons. The record is from RefSeq and is a predicted model, not a curated record. Lineage: Eukaryota; Metazoa; Arthropoda; Insecta; Lepidoptera; Pyralidae. Bases 256 to 834 code for a protein of 192 amino acids.